Molecule: messenger RNA, 3063 nt
Organism: Gossypium raimondii (Peruvian cotton)
Lineage: Eukaryota; Viridiplantae; Streptophyta; Magnoliopsida; Malvales; Malvaceae
Product: ABC transporter G family member 3
Exons: 12
Coding region: 532-2700 (722 amino acids)
Cellular component (GO): membrane
Molecular function (GO): ATP binding; ATP hydrolysis activity; ABC-type transporter activity
Source: RefSeq, a predicted model, not a curated record
ACAAUAUAUGAUGCUAAAGUCAUGAAAGAUGGAAGCGUAUUCAAAUGGCACAAACAAACAUAAUUGAUUUAUUUCCCUCUUCAGAAUAAUAAUAAUAAAAGCGACGCUUGGAGAAAAAGAGUUCAGAGUUGACAGAGAGAUGCCAUGCAAUGAUUAACAAAGCAAAACCAGAAAAUAUUAUAUAUCGAUGUUUCCUUGUAUGUAAAGAUAACAAACUUGGGUCAAGUAAUCUAGCAAACAUUUGCCCAGUUUUUAGAUUCUUUGUUAUUCAGGACCGAGGCCUUUUCCUUUUUAUCUUACUCUUAUCAGCGUCUUCACUAUUUUCACAUUCAACCCUCUCAUAUUGAAGUUCUUUCUCUUACUCAGAUCCAGGAGUCGUGAAAGCAUUCAAAGUGUGGAUGGUUAAAUAUUGCCUGCAGUUUCAGAUUGAUGUGAUCCCUUAAUUUCCUAAGUGAGGUUGUAGGAAGUUUCCAGUUCAAUUGUAAUUGCUGUUUCUACAAUCUGAACUUUUGGAAAUCUCUAGUGGUGUAAAUGGAAGAAAUACAGUCUCAAUCAGACCAUUAUAGGUCUUCAUCUUCUUCAGCCAGUAGUCCUGCAAGUAGGGUGCCUGCAUUUAAUUUUUUCUAUUUACGGAAACCUGGUUCUCUCGGACAACCUAUCUCAUUUGAGGAUUCACCUGAGUGGGAGGAUACUGAUGCUGAUGUGAGAGUGGAGGAAGGAGGUGGUGACUCCAUCAAUGCUGCAACCACAUCAGUGUCGCCAUCUCUCUCAAAGCUCAAUAGUGGGUCCCUGCCUUCACCACACCUGCCUGAGGGUGCAGCUGUUGCAAGAAAAAUUGCUGGUGCAUCGGUUGCAUGGAAAGACUUGACUGUUACUAUAGAGGGGAAAAGGAAAUAUUCUGAUAAUGUUGUGAAGGGUUCAAAUGGUUAUGCAUUACCUGGUACAAUGACUGUAAUCAUGGGUCCUGCAAAAUCUGGGAAGUCCACACUCCUGAGGGCUAUUGCAGGAAGAUUACCUCCUGCAGCUAAAAUGUAUGGCGAAAUAUUCGUGAAUGGGGCGAGAAUGCACAUGCCUUAUGGUUCAUAUGGAUUUGUUGACUUGGAAACCACUCUAAUUGGUUCACUCACAGUCCGGGAGUAUCUAUACUACUCUGCUGUGCUCCAACUUCCCGGAUUUUUCAGUCAGAAAAAGAGUGUUGUAGAGGAAGCCAUCCAUGCCAUGUCAUUGGGUGACUUUGCGAACAAACUGAUUGGUGGUCAUUGUUUUAUGAAAGGACUUCCUAGUGGUGAAAGAAGGCGUGUUGCUAUUGCUCGGGAACUUGUGAUGAGGCCGCAUAUCUUAUUUAUAGAUGAGCCUCUUUAUCAUCUUGAUAGUGUCUCUGCCCUGUUGAUGAUGGUAACACUGAAGAAACUUACAAGCACAGGAUGUACUCUCAUUUUCACGCUUAAUCAGAGCAGUACAGAAGUUUUUGGUCUCUUUGAUCGUAUCUGUCUGCUUUCAAAUGGAAACACUUUGUUUUUUGGGGAAACAUUAGCUUGCUUGCAGCACUUCUCAAAUGCUGGAUUCCCUUGCCCAAUAAUGCAAAGUCCUUCUGAUCACUUUCUCCGCGCCAUAAAUACAGAUUUUGACAGGAUCAUUGCGAUGUGCAAAAAUUGGCAGGAUGAUAAUGGAGACUUCUCAGCUGUGAACAUGGAUACUGCUGUUGCAAUAUGUACUCUUGAGGCAACAUAUAAAUCGUCAGCUGAUACUGCUGCAGUUGAAACUAUGAUACUGAGACUCACUGAGAAGGAAGGGCCACUUCUCAAGAGCAAGGGCAAAGCUAGCAAUGCCACACGAAUUGCAGUAUUGACUUGGAGAUCAUUACUAAACAUGUCAAGGGAAUUCAAAUACUACUGGCUUCGUCUAAUUCUUUAUAUGCUUCUUACAUUGUGUAUUGGAACUAUAUUUUCUGGCUUGGGCCAUUCUUUGUCCUCAGCUGUGACAAGAGUUGCUGCUAUUUUUGUAUUUGUAUCAUUUACUUCACUUUUAAGCAUUGCUGGAGUACCUGUGCUAAUGAAAGAAAUCAAGAUAUAUGCAAGUGAGGAAUCAAACCAACAUUCAGGAGCUUUAGCCUUUCUGUUUGGGCAACUACUCUCAAGCAUUCCCUUCCUAUUCCUCAUCUCAAUAUCAUCAAGUCUUGUCUUCUAUUUCUUAAUAGGACUACGAGAUGAAUUCAGCUUGUUGAUGUACUUUGUGCUGAAUUUCUUCAUGUGCCUCUUAGUAAAUGAAGGAUUGAUGCUGGCUGUUGUUUCUUUGUGGCAAAAUAUUUUCCAGAGUGUCUUAACACUUGUAACCAUACAUGUGGUACUGAUGCUCGCAGCGGGCUAUUUCAGAAUCCGAAGCAAGUUGCCCGGACCUGUGUGGACGCAUCCAUUAUCAUACAUUGCUUUUCACACUUACUCCAUCCAGGGACUUUUGGAGAACGAGUAUCUAGGAGUGAAUUUUGCCAUUGGGCAAGUGAGGAGCAUAUCGGGUUUUCAGGCACUGCAUAGUGCUUAUGAUAUUUCUCCUAGAAGUAACGCCAAGUGGGAGAAUGUACUGGUAUUGUUCCUCAUGGCAGUCGGAUAUAGAAUCCUUGUGUUUGUUUUGCUACAUUUUUAUGCAAGGAAAAAUGUAUCCCUACAUAGACUUUUCCGGGGCAAACACAAUUCAACAGCCUGAGAUGAAUGGAAGUGGUACUAUCAUCUUUGUCAGCCAUUCAAAUUGUAUAAUCUUCUUUUAUAUUUGCUUUGUUCAAUCCCAUGCUAUCAUUCAUAAAUUAGACUUUGAGUGACCCAGGAAAGGAGUGCCAAACUUUGAUGCAUCAGUCAUUGGCACAUGAAAAUUUUGGAAUGUUGGGGUUUUGGCUGACACCGGAAGAAGGUAGCUUUGAUUAGAGAUCAUUCAUAACAAUGCUCAAUGGAUAUGUUGCUCACAGUUGCAGAUUGAAUCUUAGUUAUGUUUUAUAAAGUAGGGUCUUAGCCAUUUGAUAAGCUUUUCUAGACAUCUUAGAAUUAAAUUACCGAAAAGAAAGAACCUUUAGCA